This is a messenger RNA of Centruroides sculpturatus (bark scorpion), 1749 nucleotides long. RefSeq names its product 1,5-anhydro-D-fructose reductase-like. Gene Ontology annotation, molecular function: aldose reductase (NADPH) activity. The coding region runs from base 217 to 1188 and encodes 323 amino acids. The transcript is spliced from 11 exons. NCBI's taxonomy places the organism in Eukaryota, Metazoa, Arthropoda, Arachnida, Scorpiones, Buthidae. Gene Ontology annotation, cellular component: cytosol. The record is from RefSeq and is a predicted model, not a curated record.
UAUGAAAGUCGGGUUCAUCCGCAAUCUCGCUACACCAUAGCAACGUCGACGUCACUCGAGCUUUCGUCUACGUUUUCUCUUUUCUAGUUUCCUCCGCACACUAGCGGAUGAGUGACGAUGACGUAGUGUGACGUCGACGGCACGUAUCCACCUACGCUUCCACUUGUUACUAGUGUUAUAUAUUACUUUACGGGACAUUAGAAGCUUAGAAAAAAAAUGGGCGAAUAUUCGAAUUAUAUCACUUUAAAUAAUGGGUUAAAUAUGCCUCUCAUAGGACUUGGGACGUUUCAGUCGAACAGAUCUGCUAUGGAAACAGCCUUGAAAAUCGGAUAUCGAUUAAUUGAUACUGCUUUUAUAUACCAGAACGAAAAGGAAAUUGGAGAAGCUCUAAAACACUCGUUUGACACAAAUGUGGUCAGGAGGGAGGACGUCUUCAUCGUUUCUAAACUUCCAAAUAAUGGACAUCGAAACGUCAAGUACUUCCUUCAAAAGUCUCUUGAUGCGCUUCAACUGCAAUACUUGGAUUUGUAUCUUAUCCAUACUCCAUUUGCAGUAAAGGGAAAUCAUGAUCUGGAUAUGUAUCCUGUAGAAAAUGGAAGAUUAGUUAUAGACGAGGAUGUAAACUAUUUAGAAACGUGGAAGAAAAUGGAAGAAGUCGUUCGCUUAGGAAUGACGAAAAGUAUCGGUUUAUCAAAUUUUAACAGAGAUCAAAUUGAAAAAAUAUAUAAUAACAGUCGAAUCAAGCCAGCAAAUGUUCAGGUCGAAUGUCACCCUUAUCUUCCUCAAGUCGAAAUUUAUAAAUUUUGUCAGGAAAAUAACGUAUCAAUGACUGCUUACUCUCCCUUAGGCGCACCAUUCCUUCCAGAGUUUUCGCUUAAGAAUUUCGGAAUUAUGGUAAAAGAUUUUCCCAUUUUACUGGAUGAACCUGUUGUGAAAACAAUCUCUGAAAAAUAUGGAAAAUCUCCAGCACAAAUUAUUCUACGUUUUUUGGUGCAGAAGAGGAUUGCUGUCAUACCCAAAAGCUGUAACGAAACUAGAUUAAGAGAAAAUUUACAGAUUUUGGAUUUCAGUUUAUUGGAAGAAGACAUGGAAAAUUUAGGAAAUAUAAAGAAGAGAUUUAGAUAUUAUAAAUUCAAUUUUAUACCCGGAUUGACGGAACAUCCGCAGAAUCCAUUUUCCGAGACUUGAAUGAAAACAUUCGAUUUAUUUAUUACUCACUUAAUAAAUUUUAAUAUUAUAAAAAAUUAAAACAAAAAAAAACAUGUAUAAAUUUAAUUAAUUGCUUAAUGAGGAAGAUAAUUUACGUUCUUUUAUCCUAUAUAAAUGAAUGUAAAACCAAUGUCUAUUGUUACCAUUGGUGUAACAUCAUUGGAAUUAUGAUCGUAAUUAAGUACAGAGAGAAUUAGAUUUUUGUUAUCAUUUUAUGCCCUUUACUCUGUUGAAAAUUGAUUAUUUCAAAGUAUAACGUGGAGAAAUAUCAUCACAUAAAUAAUAAAUCGGAAAUUUGACUGUUAUUUCGUAUUUAACAAUACAAAAUUGCCAUAUAUUAUUAACAGUAUAAGAUAACUGAAGAUAUAGCAAAAAAUACAGAUUAUAUAUGUAUAAAUUAUAUAUAUUUUUAUCGCUAUUUUUGUUAAUUCGCUACUAUUCAUGUAUAAACUAACUUUUUUAUUGUUAUAACAAGUCGUCGUUGUAACACCGAAUUGCCUCUAAUGGCUAUCAGAUAUUCAAAUGUCUAAUAAACUUAAU